Molecule: messenger RNA, 681 nt
Organism: Neoarthrinium moseri
Lineage: Eukaryota; Fungi; Ascomycota; Sordariomycetes; Amphisphaeriales; Apiosporaceae
Exons: 3
Coding region: 1-681 (226 amino acids)
Source: RefSeq, a predicted model, not a curated record
AUGCCGGACUUUUUUGUCAUCGCACGCGUUGUGGGUUCGGACGGUGCCUAUCCCAAGUGGAAGGACAGGCUUGUGGCGCUAUGCACUGUCUCUAAAACCGAGCCCCAUUCCACUACAUAUUACUGGGGCCAAGAUGUCGAUAAUGAGCCAGACACGAUCUGGGGAUUGGAGGGCUACACCCACGCCGUUGGCUUCUUCCUUGGACAUCCCGCCUCCGAUGUUUUCAAGAGCGAGAUGCAGAAAGUUGACAACGACAGACUCCUGAGGCAUGUGCAAGGCCUUGGGAGCCCUGAUUAUGACCUCAAGUAUUAUGACUAUCACGCGGGCUUUCUGAAGCGCCCAGACGACCCAGACAGAGAUGCUACGGAUAGUUUUGUAGUCAUCAUCCACCUUUCAAGUGGACUCGGUCGUCGAAAACAGGUUCUAGGGCUUCUCGCCGAUUCUGCUGAUGCAGUUCGGUCGGAAAAAAGCAUGUCGGUGCAGAGCUUUGCAGUCCUGAAAGAGGUGAUGCAAGAGAAUUUGUGCAGCGUGUACAUUCGCUCAUGGGAAAGCCUUCAAGCGACCCCGACAUAUCAGCACCUCAUUGCAGAGUUAGAACGGAACGAGGUCACUGUUGAGGUACAUCGAUCGCAGGCCUUCAAUGGUCACAUUGACCAGGAGCCGCCCAGAGAACGGCCGUAA